Messenger RNA from Trichoderma harzianum CBS 226.95, 907 nucleotides. RefSeq lists its product as hypothetical. Bases 166 to 669 code for a protein of 167 amino acids. NCBI's taxonomy places the organism in Eukaryota, Fungi, Ascomycota, Sordariomycetes, Hypocreales, Hypocreaceae. The record is from RefSeq and is a predicted model, not a curated record. The transcript has 2 exons.
CAUCUUUCUGUUUGCUCCCAUUUCCAUUCUUGCAUCUCUUUUUUUUUUUCACAUCCUGAAAAUAGCUGACAGACUUUUUCUGACCCAACGCUACAUCCAGGCUCUCGACAAUUAACACGUACCGAAUCCUGCAAAUCCAUACAAACGACGCAUCAAAAUACCAUCAUGGAGAAAUUGACAGAUGACUCGUCCACUGCAUUUACCCAAUUCACGCCGGAAACGUCUGAACAAACUGUCUUGGGUGAAAUCUGGGACGGUCGCCGAUACGCAGUGCCUUGGCCAGGUAACAAGUACAACAUCUUUAUGAAUGACACCAACCGAGUGAUUUGCUCAAAUAAUGCGGGCGAUCUCUACGUCUACGACAAAGACCGCGACGCAGUCAAGCAGCAAACAUGGCUCUGUGUGGAAAAGAAUGGGUACUUUGGCUUUGUUAAUAUCCAUUCCGGCAGAUUCAUGGGCCAUAAUAACCAGGAGAAAUUGCACUCGGCAACAUUUCAUCAUCUCCCCUGGGAGUUCAUGACAGUGAGGAAGCAUCCGGAGGGAGGCUACGAGUUGCUGAUGCCACACUGGUGGCACACACUAAAGAAGGUGUGCGUGUUGCCAGGCUCGGACAAUGUGGUGUUGCGACAGCAUGUAACGACUCUAUGGCAAUUUGUGAAGGUGGAUUAAUCAGGGCUCAAUGUUUCAAGAGCUGUGAUGGAUGCUUCCCUCAAUCAUCCCUUCCCAACAUUUCUGUUCCAUCUCACAAUGUACCUAUGGCCAGGUUGAUUUUACAAGAUGGUUGGUAGCAUACUGUACCCUCAAUAAAAAGCGCCUUGCUCACAGCCUUUAGGCAUGAAGCUGGGGUCGCAUAAGCGGUCUUGUAGGCCUCCCCCAUACACAGUCUCUUAUAGGUCCAGCUGCGACA